Molecule: messenger RNA, 1793 nt
Organism: Gigantopelta aegis
Lineage: Eukaryota; Metazoa; Mollusca; Gastropoda; Neomphalida; Peltospiridae
Product: NPC intracellular cholesterol transporter 2 homolog a-like
Exons: 4
Coding region: 145-603 (152 amino acids)
Biological process (GO): intracellular cholesterol transport
Molecular function (GO): sterol binding
Source: RefSeq, a predicted model, not a curated record
AUCCCUUUAAAGCGUGGAAUUCGAAGGAAGCGAGAGUCACGAGACAGUGAUUAGUAAUCUAAUUGUUACUAUUCUUUUGUUAUCUGUUAACUAAAUCUAUCUCUGUUUUUUGCCGCAUCAGUUUUAUCAGUUGGCAACUCUAAAAUGUCUUCUCUUCUGAUAUUGCUUUUGGUGUGUUGCUGUUACGAGGCUUCAGCCUACGAUGUUAAACGUUGGAAGCAGUGCACGGAUCCUCAAAAAGGGAAAGUGUAUAGCUUGGAGUCUUCAGAAGUCUGUGAUGCAAGCACAUGUCAUUUAAAACGAGGAAGCAAUGUCACUUUUACGGUGCAUUUUUCAUCGGGUGAAGCUGUAACUAAAGCUAAGGCUGUGGUGUAUGGUUACAUUGACGGAAUCAAAAUAAAAUUUCCUCUUCCAAACACUGAUGGCUGCCAAAACUGUGGCUUGACUUGCCCACUGAAAAAUGGACCAAAGUAUGCUUAUCACGCUAUGGUUCCAGUCCAGAAAGCAUACCCAAAGAUUAAACUGGUGGUUAUAUGGUAUCUGAUGGACCAGAGCGGGAACAACAUUUGGUGCAUUGAUGUUCCUGCUGUGAUCACCGAUUGAAUACACUUCCGAUGUUUAAACUUUUGUUUUCUAUUACCUGUUAUUGUAAAGUUAAAAAACUACUGUUUCUAAUCAUUAGUAAGAAUUGGGUGUAUUUCUCCGAGUGUAUUAUUUGUUAAUUUGAAUCCUUGUUUUAGCUUGCUUAUUGCAUUAUCUACAAGACCGUUACCAGAUCAUUCCUUCUUUUCUUUUUCUUCUUUUUAUUUUUCGUUAACCUACAUGUAUGCUCAACAUGUGUCUCAAUAUGUGCAUAAUGUUUGACUUGCCAGUGUUAGAGGAACAAAAUUAAAGAUAAAAAACUAAUAUUUUAUGAUUGCCAGGAAUACAUUCAUGCAACAGUACUUUUCAUGAGAAGAAAAAAAAUACUGCCGACAGUUUUGCAACAAAUGGGCUAGUAGUAGUAUGAAGAAUAUUUCUUACAUUUUCAUUGUUUUAUAAUUGUUUCUGUACCAUUGCUGUGUCAUUAUGUAUGUUGUGAGGUUUCAAAAUGUUUACCCAGUUCUUACUGAGAAUGAGGCCUGUGACAUCUCCACUGUUUUAUGUGUAAAUGAUAUAAACUUUCAUGUAUGUGAACCGAGUGAUAGGUACAUAUUCGGAAGACAUUUUCUAGUUUGUAUGAAUAGCUACUCUGAAAAUAUUUUCUAGUUUGUAUGAAUAGCUUUUAGUGCUUGUUGUUAAUAUUCUUAUACAUUUCGUCUGAUACAGCUGUCAUUUGCAUUGGUGGGAGGCGACAUUUCUCCAAUUGUAAAUGGAAAUCUUGGUUAUCAUUGGUAAACAUUUACUGGAAUUAUUUGUUUUUGUUUAUUUUAUUUGAACAGGUGUACAUUUCAGAUCUGUUAAUAUUUUUUUGAUUUGUGAAUUUUUAGUUGUUUCUUGGCUGUAUAUUUUGAUGAAGUGUAAAAACAAUUGUACAGAAUAAUUUUUUAAAACAAGGACACAAAGUACAUUAAUUACAUAGUUGAUGUUAAAGCAAGUUUUAUUUAAUGUUUAUUGGGGGUCAUUCUAAUGCUUUAGAAAUUUGCUUAUGUAUUUCUGGUACAAAUGUUUUUUUCAAUUGCAUUAAUUUAAUAUUAUCACAUUUGAUCCAAACUAUAUUCUUGGCUUUUCAAUUGUAUCUGUAUAUGUACAUGUACACAAAUGAUGAAUAUUUUUUCAAAGAAAAUAAUUUUUACAAUAAACUUUAACAUAUU